Molecule: messenger RNA, 942 nt
Organism: Vespa mandarinia (Asian giant hornet)
Lineage: Eukaryota; Metazoa; Arthropoda; Insecta; Hymenoptera; Vespidae
Gene: Tmem18
Product: transmembrane protein 18
Cellular component (GO): nuclear membrane
Source: RefSeq, a predicted model, not a curated record
UUUAACGACUGUUGUUGACGAUCACCGAGGUUUCUCGAAGAUUACCGAAGUGCUCCGAUAAUAUAAGUAAAAAAGAGUAUGCGUGUCCUCCUAUCGCGUGCCAUCGUCGUAGGCUCAUAGCCAAUACAGGCGACGUCAGUAAUCGUUAAGUCAUUUAUUCGUAAGUACACAUAAUCCGUCCGUCUUUUCUGUGCAUAGCACAUACAUUUGGAUGGUUUGAACGGGUGUUAGGGGAUAGCAAAAAAAAGAGAAAGAAGAAGUAGGGGCAGAGGCGGAAAAGGGAGAGGAGGAGAAGGAGAAGGUAAUAGUCGAAUAGGAGGAGAAGGAGGUGGAGGAUAAACGUGUAAUUUUGCGAAUGUGCGCCUUUCUCUUCUUUGCGGUACAAAUAAUCCGUGAAAAACGAUGUCAGAUCCCAUAGCCACAGACAUGAUCGACGGAAUCUGGCCAUUUUUAAAGAGCAUCGAUUGGAGAGAUCCAUGGCUGGCUUUGUUAUUAACUUUUCAUAUUGCUGUUACAAUGACAGCUCUGAUGACACGAAAUCAUGCUAAUUUUCAAAUCAUUUUAUUCCUUGUAUUAUUACUUCUUGUUUACUUUACUGAAACCAUCAAUGAAGUGGCUGCAACAAAUUGGAUGGUUUUCUCAAGGCAACAGUACUUUGAUUCUAAAGGAUUAUUUAUAUCAAUAGUUUUCUCUACACCUAUUUUGAUGAAUUGCAUGAUCAUGGUGGCCAGUUGGCUAUAUCAAUCCAGUCAAUUAAUGACAAGUUUAAAAAGAGCACAGUUGAGACAACAGGCAAAAAAUCGGCAAUCCAAUGGUGAUUUGUCAAAUGCAAAUGAUAAUGCAAAUCGACAGAAACAAGAAUAAAACCGACAACAUCUAGUCAAGCAAUGAAAUAUGAUUAUAAGUAUAUGCAUUAAGCAUCAUUAUAAGGCAAAAAAAAAA